Molecule: messenger RNA, 711 nt
Organism: Bipolaris maydis ATCC 48331
Lineage: Eukaryota; Fungi; Ascomycota; Dothideomycetes; Pleosporales; Pleosporaceae
Source: RefSeq, a predicted model, not a curated record
AUGCACUCCAAAAUCGCUGCUUUCCUCCUUCCUCUGCUCGCCACCGCGACUCCGGUCAAGCGAGCCGAUGGUCCUAACCCCAAUGAUAUCACCAUCUCGGAUACUACCUACUCUGGCAACGGAUGCCCCCAGGGUUCCGUGUCCACCAGCAAAUCCGCCGAUAAGACUGUCAUCACCUACGGCUUCGACAAAUUCCAAGCCUACAUCGGCCCCGGCACCGUGCCGUCCGACCGGUCGAAAAACUGCCAACUCCACCUAAACCUGCGGUACCCCGGUGGCUUCCAAUACGCGGUUGUCGACGCGACGUACCACGGGUGGGCGCGGCUGGACGACGGGGUGAACGGGACCUUCAUCACGACGUACUACUUCAGCGAGGACGCGGGCAAGACGCAAACGACGCGCAUGUCUGUGGCUGGCGGCGGCGCCCUGGCCAACGGGCUCGUCUACACCAAGCAAGACACGGUCGAAACCACGGCUACCAUUUGGAGCCCCUGCGGCGCAAACGGCAUCCUCAAUGUUAAUAACCGCAUUGCCCUCACCAGCAAGGAUGCUAAUGCCGCGGGCGAGAUGAGCAAUGAUGAUGCUACCGUCGCUUUUACCCAUCAGUUGCAUGUCGCGUGGAGGGAGUGCAAGACGACGAGUGGGGGCGCGGCCACCGGCGAUGAUUCGAUUGGUAUUGGAAGCCCAAGUGCUGAGCUUGAAUUUGCUUAG